AUGUCUUCAGCUCUGUUCCCACUUAAAAAAAAACCUUCAAAAACUUCAAAAUUCUCCCCGUUUUUGGCGUUCGGUGCCGGUGGCCUGCCCCUGGUCCCAGGGGUGGGAUCCCGGCCGCUGCUGCCCCGCGGGGCCGCCCCGGGCCGGGACCUCCUCCCGCUGCUCCUCGGCCGCGGGGCCGCCCCGGCUGUCGCCGUCGGGGCGCGACGGGACUAUGCCGCCCAGGCAGCCCCUGCCGCCAAGGCCGGCUCCUCCACCGGCCGCAUCGUGGCCGUCAUCGGGGCCGUGGUGGAUGUGCAGUUCGACGAGGGGCUGCCCCCCAUCCUGAACGCCCUCGAGGUGCAGGGCAGGGAGACGCGGCUGGUGUUGGAGGUGGCUCAGCACCUGGGGGAGAACACCGUGCGCACCAUCGCCAUGGACGGCACGGAAGGGCUGGUGAGGGGACAGAAGGUGCUGGACUCUGGUGCUCCCAUCCGCAUCCCCGUGGGCCCCGAGACCCUGGGCAGGAUCAUGAAUGUCAUUGGGGAACCCAUCGACGAGAGGGGUCCCAUCACGACCAAACAGUUUGCUGCUAUCCACGCCGAGGCCCCUGAGUUCGUGGAGAUGAGUGUGGAGCAGGAGAUCCUGGUGACAGGGAUCAAGGUCGUGGAUCUGCUGGCUCCCUACGCCAAGGGUGGCAAGAUCGGUUUGUUUGGAGGUGCUGGUGUGGGCAAGACUGUGCUGAUCAUGGAGCUGAUCAACAACGUGGCCAAGGCCCACGGUGGUUACUCUGUGUUCGCCGGCGUGGGCGAGAGGACCCGCGAGGGCAACGACUUGUACCACGAGAUGAUCGAGUCUGGGGUCAUCAACCUCAAAGAUGCCACUUCCAAGGUCGCCCUGGUCUACGGGCAGAUGAACGAGCCCCCGGGCGCCCGUGCCAGGGUGGCCCUGACGGGGCUGACGGUGGCCGAGUACUUCAGGGACCAGGAGGGUCAGGACGUGCUGCUCUUCAUCGACAACAUCUUCCGCUUCACCCAGGCUGGCUCCGAGGUGUCAGCCCUGCUGGGCAGAAUCCCCUCUGCUGUGGGCUACCAGCCCACGCUGGCCACUGACAUGGGCACCAUGCAGGAGCGUAUCACCACCACACGCAAGGGCUCCAUCACCUCCGUGCAGGCUAUUUAUGUGCCAGCUGACGACUUGACUGACCCUGCACCUGCCACCACCUUUGCCCACUUGGACGCCACCACGGUGUUGUCCCGUGCCAUCGCCGAGCUGGGCAUCUACCCAGCCGUGGACCCCCUGGACUCCACGUCCCGCAUCAUGGACCCCAACAUCGUGGGGCCCGAGCACUACGACGUGGCUCGGGGUGUGCAGAAGAUCCUUCAGGACUACAAGUCACUGCAGGACAUCAUCGCCAUCCUGGGCAUGGAUGAGUUGUCCGAGGAGGACAAACUGACCGUGGCCCGCGCCCGCAAGAUCCAGCGCUUCCUGUCCCAGCCCUUCCAGGUGGCCGAGGUCUUCACCGGCCACAUGGGCAAGUUGGUGCCACUCAAAGAGACCAUCAAGGGCUUCAAGCAGAUCCUGGCAGGUGAAUAUGACCACCUGCCUGAGCAGGCUUUCUACAUGGUGGGGCCCAUCGAGGAGGCGGUGGCCAAGGCAGAGAAGCUGGCAGAGGAACACGCCUGAGCCCCCCCGGAGCCCCCCUGAGCACCCCCGGCUCCGCUGGGGCCGGACCCCCAGUAUUUAACAUUUCCAAUAAAACAUCGGUGAAAACGUC
Molecule: messenger RNA, 1756 nt
Organism: Onychostruthus taczanowskii (white-rumped snowfinch)
Lineage: Eukaryota; Metazoa; Chordata; Aves; Passeriformes; Passeridae
Gene: ATP5F1B
Product: ATP synthase F1 subunit beta
Exons: 11
Coding region: 1-1665 (554 amino acids)
Biological process (GO): proton motive force-driven mitochondrial ATP synthesis; proton transmembrane transport
Molecular function (GO): ATP hydrolysis activity; proton-transporting ATP synthase activity, rotational mechanism; ATP binding
Source: RefSeq, a predicted model, not a curated record